CAUCAAGAAGAAGGGGGUAAACGACUGGUCUGAAUGAGACAGCCUUUGGUGGUAAUAAAACAGCAUAUUAUCAAUGGAUCAGGAAAAGCAACGCGGACGUAAGGCAGCUCUUGCUAUAGCUGCCAUAGUUGUCCUCGUGGGGAUUCCACUGUGGUGGAGAACGACAGAGACCUAUCGUGCCUGGUUGCCGAUGUCACAAAUCCGUGAGCUGGAUUCAUUGCAUCUCCACCUUACUCUGGAAGUGGAGGUGGUAUUUGCCCAGGGCACACUUACACCUGAUCAACAACAGAAGCUUCCAGUGAGUCAGGUUCGUGAACAAGAGCACCAUGUGGAUGGCGAAACAGAUAUGAAGUAUAGAUACGAGACCAAAUACCGCACAGCUACGAUCAUGGAGGAAGACGCCCUGAAUCAGCCAAACGCAGCCGAGGCAGAUAAGUCCUUGCACGUCCUGAGUGAGAGUGCUUGUGGUUCUGUUGUUGUAUAUGUGUUACCUGAAUCUUCCACACUGAUAGCAGAAGAUAUAAAAGUGUACGUCGGUCUGAAAAGAACAGCACUGGUCAAAUUUGAACUCCGAAAAGCAGGAACAGGAUUGAAGGAGGUUCUCUCUGCAAUAGACCCUGAAGUGGAGCAGGUGGUCCAGAUUAUGUCCUUUAGCCAUCAGGACAUCAUUGCAGCACUUAGCAACCGCAUCAGACUGGCCAAGAUGAGCAGGGAAAGCCUAGUGGACAGCAUGAGAGCCUUCAAAUCCAGUCCUGGCUAUGAGAUCACAUUCAGUCUGCUGAAUCCCAGCCCCCAGUCCCACAGGCUGCAGUGGGACAUUGAGGCUGCGGUGCAGCAAUACAUUCAGCCUUUACUUGACAAGAUGUCUAUUGUGGCCAAUUUCUCUGUGGAUUCUCAAAUUCUGUACUAUGCUGUUCUUGGGGUGAAUCCUCGCUUUGACAAAACUGCAUCAGCCUACACACUCAGUGCUGACAGCCUUGCCCAUGUCAUUAACCCAGUGGAAGCCAGGCUGGGCUCAAAUGCAGCAUCCUCCAACCCUGUGCUCAACUUCCUCCUCUAUGUCCCAGACCCCCACCACUCCCCACUCUUCAUCCGCGACCAUAGGAAAUGGGAAGUCCCAUCAAAUGCGUUCCACAGUCCUCGUUGGGGCGGCAUUAUGGUCUACAAUGUGAAUGACAUGUACAACAACGACACCAGCUUCCCAGCUGACCUUAAUAUUGAUAUGAGUAAAGUGAUGGGUGUUUUCUUGGCACAGCUCAGGCUACUGUUAGGAAUUCAACAGGUUCAUCCCCCCAAAGGCUUUGAACUCCAGGGCCCAGGCAGUGCAGGAGUGGCCGACUGGGAGCUGGACCGGCUUCUAUGGAGCCGCAGCGUCGAGAAUGUGGCUACGGCCAGUGCGACGAUCACCUCUCUUUCCCAACUACUGGAUGAAAUUGGUAACAUUGUCAUUAAUGACAAUAUUGCACAACAAGUACUCAAUGCAGUGACUUCUCUACAGGCAGCUAUUGCUGAGCUGGAGGCUGGAAACUUAGCCUUUGCAUUGCAAUACAGCAGAGAAGCUAUUUUAGCAUCUGAAUGUGCAUUUUUUGAUCCAUCAUUGUUGCAUUUGCUCUAUUUCCCAGAUGAUCAGAAGUUUGCUAUCUACAUCCCUCUGUUCUUACCAAUGUGUGUCCCGAUACUGCUCUCACUGCUGAAGAUUUUUAGUGAGAUGCGACAAAUGAGAGCUGAGAAAAGAGCCAAAAAAGACUAACAGUCCCUCUUUCUUAACUAUACACACAUACACACACACACACACACACACAGGUGUGCACACUUGCACGUGCCAACACACACACACUCACACUGUUCAAACUGUUUCCUCAGGUACUGACAGAUACAUGUAGAAGACACUGGAGCAGAGCCUAAUUAACUGUUUGGUCAAUGUUGACUCUGUUGUUUCUGUAUCUAGGUUUUGUUUGCUUUGUUUGUCUAGGUUUGUUUUGUUUAAAUAAAUAAAUUGUACACUGUUAGGGUCAUCCAAUACAUGCCUGUUAAUGAGCGAAAACAAGGUUUUGUUAAACGAAUUACCGGAAAAACAUGCGUUUUUGUGGAACGUUUGUGUGGAACAGUGUGGGAUGUUUCUGAUUGAAUAAUGAAAAACAACCAAAAUGGACCACAGGAAAGUGUGGUAGUCGGACAUUUUUAGUGAACUUGUAGACCUCUGCAGUUAAUAUAUUGUGUCACUGUUUAGCAUAACAAUAACUAACAGACAUAGUUAAUGGUCAAGAUUACUAUACUAGUUUCCACUGCAGCCAAAGGCAGUCUCCACGUGACCAUUUCAAAAUUCCUCAAUUCAUGAAACUGCCCCUGAAUAUCCAAAUAAUAUUUGCUUUCAAUGUCUUUGGUCAAGAGCGAGUUAUUUUCUUCCGUUCUCAUGGCCGUGUACUUACCUUGAACAUGCAGGCUCCCAAUUUGAUUGAUGGACAAAGAGCAAACCAAAGCAAAAUAAAUGUGCUACUUUAACACCAUGGGAUCUUGGACGCAUCUUAAGCGUCCAAGUUUGCACAUCGCAAGAUGUAAAACUUAAGCGCAAACAUUGAUGAGUCAAGUCCGCUCAAUGCCCCCAUUUACAUUUAGGCUACAUUCAUUCAAUUGACACUUUUAUCCAAAGCAACUUACAACAAUAAGAAAUUACAUUUAAACUACAUUGCAGAUGAGGUCUCAGGUAACAAUUACUACAACAACAAAUAGUACAUGUAUUAUAGAUGUACCGCAAAGCGGUACAAAAUAAGACCGCCCCCUCAGUCCUGCACAUUCUCUCCGCAAAAAUAAAUCACGUUUGUCAA
Molecule: messenger RNA, 2825 nt
Organism: Alosa alosa (allis shad)
Lineage: Eukaryota; Metazoa; Chordata; Actinopteri; Clupeiformes; Clupeidae
Gene: pigs
Product: phosphatidylinositol glycan anchor biosynthesis, class S
Exons: 1
Coding region: 74-1750 (558 amino acids)
Biological process (GO): attachment of GPI anchor to protein
Cellular component (GO): GPI-anchor transamidase complex
Source: RefSeq, a predicted model, not a curated record